Messenger RNA from Austrofundulus limnaeus, 1019 nucleotides. It is a transcript of the gene nudt1, whose product is annotated as nudix (nucleoside diphosphate linked moiety X)-type motif 1. Bases 120 to 593 code for a protein of 157 amino acids. NCBI's taxonomy places the organism in Eukaryota, Metazoa, Chordata, Actinopteri, Cyprinodontiformes, Rivulidae. Gene Ontology annotation, biological process: DNA protection. The record is from RefSeq and is a predicted model, not a curated record. Gene Ontology annotation, molecular function: 8-oxo-7,8-dihydroguanosine triphosphate pyrophosphatase activity. Gene Ontology annotation, cellular component: cytoplasm. The transcript is spliced from 4 exons.
CCGGCCCCUCGCGUUAAUUGGAGUCCAUCCGUGUGUCAUGUGAUCAUGUAGUGACGUCUGUAAGUUCAACGCGGGAGUCUCAUUUGUUUUGUUUUUACUAACAAGAGUCCCAGGUCACAAUGUUGAGCUCCAAGCUGCUGACUCUGGUUCUGGUGGUCCAGCCGGGCAGGGUUCUGCUGGGCAUGAAGAAGCGCGGGUUCGGGGCAGGAAAGUGGAACGGGUUCGGGGGCAAGGUUCAACCUGGGGAGAGUAUUGAAGAUGCUGCUAAAAGGGAACUUGAGGAGGAAAGUGGCCUCACUGUGGACGCACUGGAGAAGAUAGGAAAUAUCAAGUUUGAGUUUGUCGGGGAAACACAGCUGCUCGAUGUCCACAUCUUCAGAGCCGACGCUUUUAACGGGGAACCAACAGAAUCCGAUGAAAUGAGACCUCAGUGGUUUGACAGCGAUAAAAUCCCCUUCAGUCAGAUGUGGGCUGAUGAUAUCCUGUGGUUCCCACUGAUGCUGCAGAAGAAGAAGUUUCUGGGAUACUUUAAGUUUCAGGGUCACGACGUGAUCCUCGGCCACACACUGGUGGAGGUGCAGGAGAUUUGCUGAACGGUUCCUGGUGCCGUUUAUACGUCUGGCACCCAAAGACAUCGAUCUUUUGAAUCUUUAGUCACAGGAAGUAAACACUGUUAAUGUUUGCAGUUGGUUUUGGUUGAACGAAACAAGAGGUAUGGACUCAACUGGACGUUUUUUUUUUUUUUUUGCUUUUGUUUUUGAAUGUAAGAUUGUGACUGUAACAUAAUUUCUCCUUUUUUAUCAGUUUUUCAAAUGUUCAGGUGACUCAAAGCUGCUAAAUGGCAAAAACACAGAACAAUCUGUUUUAUUUUAUUUUUAAAUGACUGAUUCAGUAGUUCAGCAAUUAAAAAUGCUUACAAAAUUUACUAUUAUAAUUUUACUCYCAUUUAAACUUGGAAAACCAAAUGUUUCAUACUGUAUUUGCAGUAAUAGUUUAUUAAUAAAUAUAUAUAAUCUGUG